This is a messenger RNA of Cuscuta epithymum, 1369 nucleotides long. The record is from the annotation of a GenBank genome assembly. NCBI's taxonomy places the organism in Eukaryota, Viridiplantae, Streptophyta, Magnoliopsida, Solanales, Convolvulaceae.
ACAAAAGUCAAGAGAAUACCGGAAGAAAGGAAAAUGAAAGAGCCAAAAAACUGGAGAGGAGCUGGGAGAGUAGGAGCCGAUGACCAGAACUCCGGAAGGCAGAAAUAGGCGGGAGAUUUGCUGAGUUUUAUUUUAGACAUUUGAAUCUGAGAAUGUACGUCCGCCGCUGUCGCCUCCCCAAAUAGAAAUCUCUGCUAACCCGUUUUCAGCAGAUUGGACUUGCAUAGCAUGAUGAGUAGUGGUUACCAGCAUCCAUCUCCAAGUCAUUCUAGCCUCUCUAAUGCUAGUGUUACUUGUUUAGGUUGCAAUGGGGUAUGUAUGAUGAGUAACAGCUGGAGAGAUGAGCAACACCCAUCAUUUCUUAAUUUUGUUUCCAGCUUCUUACACGAAAAUUCUUUUCGUCUGAAUUUUGUCCCAAUAACACCGGAUAUUAUCAUUAACUGUGGGGGUUUGUCUAUUGCAUUCAUUUUUCUAACAAAUUGGGACAGUAUGAAAACAGAAUCGUUCUUUUGCAGAGUAAAGAAGCUAAAAGAGCAAUUUGCAAACUUUUAUGUGGUUGUGACCCUUCCAACUAAAGAACAAAAUGAUUGUUUCAAUUGUUCUUACUUCAAGUACAAUAUGGAACUUGGAAAGCCAACUUUUAUUCCAGUACGAGAUUUAGAGAUGGGGUGGGAAAAAAUUGUGAAGAUUGCACAUGCUCGUGGGGUGUGCAAAAAGCAACAUGCUGUAGAAAUGAUGAAAGCAGAGAAGGAAAAGUCGGUUCAAUCAAUGGAUGCUUAUCUCAGAGUGGUCACUUCAAUUCCUGGCAUUGACAAGCAUGAUGCAAACGCAGUAAAACAAAAACAAAAGCAGACUUUCCUUAGCAUUGGUUAUCCUUCUCCAGUAUUUCCUGAGAUAAUGAGAUCCAAACAUACCCUACAAGCUCUGGCAUGGCUUAAGCAAGCAAUCGGGUCAAUUGAAGCAAUAGCCAAAGCAUCAAAGGAGUGUAUUCUGGAAAACACAGACCUUUCAGUUGAUAAAGCUGAGAGAAUAUCAUUGUUUUUCAGGGAUCCGAAGUACUUCCUUCGUCCUAAAAUCGGUUGAGUUAUAAUGCAAAAGUGAUGAGAUUGAAUCCAGGAUUACCUUACAUUUAUGGUGAGAACGUUUAACUUGAGUGUUGGAACAAAGACUUCCUGAGUUCCGCCUGGGAAGCAAGCAUGCUUUAUUGGCUUAUUUGAUUUAAAGGGGAAUUUUAUCCUCUUCCUUAGUUAUUUCAAAGAGCAAACUAUUUCUAGGCUACAGGGACAAGUACAAUACUUCAGAAAGAUAUAGGGGGGAGUUAUUAACUAAUGCUUCCUAUUUUCAAAAAUAAAAUAAAAUAAUGCUUCCU